AUGGUCAACAACAGCAAUAUGUCUUUAUUAUUAACAUUAAAAGAUGAUGGUCAUUCUAAUCAAUCAGAAAAGGUAGAAGAAAAUACAAAUAUACCAAUAGUUUUAGCAAGAACUAUGAAUGAAAAAUUAUGUUUUCAAACUAUUGAAUCUACUCUAAACAAGUUGAAAAUUACAAUACAAAAAAUUAAAGAUAGUAAUGCCUUAUAUAUUGUUCCUGAAGAUGAAUGGAAACAAAAAAAUGAAAUUGCAAUUCAACCAAAAGUUUCACAUUCCGUUGAACAACCAAUUAAUGCUAUUGCAUCGUUUGUUAAUAAUAUUCUAGAACCAUUGAUCGAUGCUGUUAUUCAUACUAGCUUUACAUUCUCUUCGGCUGUAGGUACUAUUAGAGAAUUAGAAAAAUAUGCCAAAAAAGGUGCUCUUCAACCAACGACUUAUUUCGUUAAAAUUGAUAUUCAUGAUUUAACUACUACUUUGCCUCAUCAUUUACUUAUUGAAACAUUAAAAAGAUUUCUACAAACUUAUCUACGAAGUGAAGAAAUGGAUGGAAUACCCAUAACAACCAUUGUUCAACUUGUUCAACUUCUUCUUGAAAAUCAAUUUUAUACCUACGAAAACAAAUUAUAUCAUCAGACUAUUGGUGGUUCAAUUUCUUCGUCAUUAAUCAAAGAUUUUCUUCGUUCAAAACAUAUUAAUAUUCAAAUGACAACAACAAUUGGUUCGACAAUCGAAUAUCUAGAUGCUCAUAUAAGUAAUGAUCAAGGCAUAUUAAAAACAAAAGUUUAUCAUGAUACAAAUCUCGAACCUUAUGCAAUGCCUUAUAUAUUGAAUUGUAACAAUAUAAAAUCAAAUGAUCACGACAUCCUGAUGUUUGGUGCUCUUGCUCGUGCUCUUCUCUAUUGCUAUAAUAUCGACGAAUUCAACAGUGAACGAUGA
Adineta ricciae is the source of this 933-nucleotide messenger RNA. The record is from the annotation of a GenBank genome assembly. NCBI's taxonomy places the organism in Eukaryota, Metazoa, Rotifera, Eurotatoria, Adinetida, Adinetidae.